This is a messenger RNA of Chroicocephalus ridibundus (black-headed gull), 9781 nucleotides long. RefSeq names its product Rho/Rac guanine nucleotide exchange factor 18 (gene ARHGEF18). NCBI's taxonomy places the organism in Eukaryota, Metazoa, Chordata, Aves, Charadriiformes, Laridae. The transcript has 31 exons. The record is from RefSeq and is a predicted model, not a curated record. Gene Ontology annotation, biological process: small GTPase-mediated signal transduction. Gene Ontology annotation, molecular function: guanyl-nucleotide exchange factor activity. The coding region runs from base 483 to 5042 and encodes 1519 amino acids.
UUCAGUGGCUCUCCGGGCCCCCGCACCGGGUGCUUCAGGGUGUGAAACCCCCCGGGCGAUUCUGCUGGACCCUCCCAGAGCCCCGACCCCCGCGAGGGUGGGAGUGAGCGUCGGGGCAGCACCGGGGCCGCCGCUGAAGGAGCUGCAGCAUGGGAGAGGCGGGUUUGUUUGUGCCAUCGGAAAGGGGAAGCGGUGACAUGGUUGAGCCAGAGGCCCCCGUGAGCAAACCGGCCGCACGGCUGCUGCUUCCCCGAUGAGUCUCUGCUUUUCGCUUUGCGCCAGCAGCUGGAGAAGAAGCCGGGGCUGUUGGGCGUGAGCGCGCACGGGGAACCCGCCAGAGAGAUGCCUCCGGCCCUUCGGGCUCCGACUGCAAGCCAUGCUUACGGGAAUUCACUGACCACAGCACCCCUGCUUUGGAUUAUCCCAACCCCAAAAGCUUCCUCCCAUCCCUGAUUGCUGAGGAUGUCACCUUCUGCACCAGCAUGGCUGAAGAAAAGGAGGACGCAUCUUCCACCGAGCUGGACGUCCCAGCAGCGGACUUGCACAGCAGCACGGAGGAUCUCCUCUCAGACUCUGCUCUCCACGGGACAGAGUAUUACAGAGAUCUGGGACUCCUGAGCCCACCAAUUGCCAAAACAGCGCCAGAGACGGCAGCGCAGCCAGAACGAGCAACCCAGGCUGUGUCUGCCAUUCGCUUAUUGAAAGAGAGACCAGGGGCUCUGAGCAAAAUGUCUGUGGAUGUUGCUUUUUCCAAUCCCGUUUCCUGCUCGGUACGUUACGGCGAGGCCGACUGCCACUUUCUGAACAAAGGCCACGUUUGCUCCUGUGCGGCGGUGCCGGGAGAUGGCACCAGCACUUCUGAGUGUCCUGCAGAGGCAGGCAAAGAGCUGGACCUGCAGGAGGCCAAGGAGUCCUUCCCCACGCUGGUGAGGUCUAUGUCUACCUCUCGGAGGCACAGCUGGGAGAGCCCUUUAUCACCCGUGGACAGCAAGCGCAGAUUCAGCCUGGAUGCCAGAGAGAUGGGCAGCGACGCAGAGCAGGAGGAUGUGGAGAAGGGGAGCCAGUCCUGCCCGCAGCCUUGUGUGUCCCUUCAGCUGCCCAAAGGGGAACUGGAAAGCUGGAGCAGUGGCGGGGGUGGCACGGUGAUCAAAGUGGAGAUAGAGCCGUUACGCCCGAACCUCACGGUCAUCCCCGGCUCGGAGGAGGCGGAAUGUGGCAGCAACGGGAAGAGACUGAGGUCAAAGUCUGUCCCAUCAGCCUGCGAGACAGUUGCCCCCCCUCAGAUCCCUUGCAGUUUCGACACUUCUCUUCCAGCCGUGGAAGGUGUUGAACCCCCUGCUCUGGAGAUGCUGGAGAAGGACCACGUGUCCCCAGACCACGUGCUAAUUGUCCAGCAGGUACUUCAGGAGCUGAAACAAUAUCAUGGGGCGAAGCAGAGAGCUUGUGUGCAAGAAGGCAGUGGUUCUUCCCAGCAGAACCUCACCUGGUUUGAGUUCCUGUCUAACGAAAAUGAGGACAGUGGAAAGAGCGAUAAAGCAGAGAAAGGCACGAAGGUGAUGCGACGUCUGAGUUCCCUGCGGAGCCGAGUCACCGGAUCCUGGCAGAAGGAUAAGGGUAAGAACAAAGAGCAGACGAAAGAGAGAGAGAAGGAGAAAGAGACAAAGGAGCCAAAGGAGAGGUGGAAAGAGAUCAAUGGGCACCAGCUUGUGCCAGGGGUUUUCUCCAGUUGCACCAGCUGCUCACUGUGUGCCAAACCUCUUGUGAAUAAAAGUGGUCUGCAGUGCCUGAAUUGUGCAGUGAAUGUCCAUAAGAACUGCAAGAGUUUACUGGCUGAAUGCAGCAGCAUCAGACCCAAGCAGAAAGAUUUGCAGCACAGACCUUCUGGAUCUCCACAAAGUUCGCCCCAGUGCAUUUCCCCAGCCGCUUCUUUGAAGGAGCAGCCCCGAAGUCUUCUCCUGGGACCGGAUGGCACCCCAGUACUAUCACGGAAUCUCGGUAUGACUAUCGCCCAAAGAGGAAAUUCUCAGUCUUCGUUGAAUACUACUGGAGCUGUUAAUAAAUUUGGACUAAUUUCAGGAGACAUGGAUGAAGGGGAUUCAGGCUUUAUAAAAUUUAAGCAAACUUCAGAUGAUGUUGUCUCGCUUGCACCUUCAACAGCAGACUCCAUUUUUCUGGAAGAUACAUAUUCUGUAUCCCUCCGAACCGAAAUAGAAACAGAUGCUCAUGAGUUUGAGGCAGAGUCUUGGAGUGUUGCAGUGGAACAGCCAUAUGCAAAGAGGCAAAAGAAAGAUGUUAUAAAAAGGCAAGAUGUCAUUUAUGAACUAAUGCAGACUGAAAUGCACCACGUUAGAACACUGAAAAUAAUGCUGAAGGUAUACUCCAAAGCCAUGCGAGAGGAACUGCAGUUCCCAAAUGCAGUCAUCAACAAGCUCUUCCCCUGCGUGGAUGAGCUGCUGGAGAUGCAUGGGCAAUUUCUGCUCCAAUUAAAGGAGCGACGAAAGGAAUCCUUGGAAGAAGGCAGUGACCGAAAUUAUAUAAUCCAGAACAUUGGGGACCUCUUGGUAAAACAGUUUUCAGGUGAAAAUGGGGAGAGAAUGAAAGAAAAAUACGGUGUGUUCUGUUGUGGACACAAUGAAGCUGUUAGUCAUUAUAAAGACCUGCUCCAAAGCAAUAAGAAGUUCCAGAACUUAAUAAAGAAAAUCGGCAACUGCUCCAUUGUGAGGAGACUCGGUGUUCAGGAGUGUAUCCUUCUAGUUACCCAGCGCAUCACCAAAUACCCAGUCUUGGUGGAACGUAUUAUUCAGAAUACAGAAGCUGGAACUAGAGAUUAUGAAGAGCUCACCCAGGCCCUUAGUUUAAUUAAGGACACAAUCACUCACGUAGAUGCCAUGGUAAAUGAGUGUGAGAAGGGGCAGCGCCUUAAAGAAAUUAUGCACAAAAUGGAGCUGAAAUCAUCUGGGAAAUGCAAGAAUGGGCUUUUCUUUCGCAAGGAUGACAUGGGACGGAGGCGGCUUCUACUGGAUGGGAUGCUGUACUGGAAAGCUGCAUCAGGGCGACUCAAAGAUAUUCUGGCAGUCCUGUUAACUGAUGUACUGUUGCUCUUACAAGAAAAGGACCAAAAAUACACAUUUGCAUCAGUGGACUCUAAGCCACCAGUUAUCUCAUUGCAAAAGUUGAUUGUAAGAGAGGUAGCUAAUGAGGAAAAGGCAAUGUUCUUAAUUAGCGCUUCCUUAAAAGGACCAGAAAUGUAUGAAAUUCACACAAGCUCGAAAGAGGAGAGGAAUUCCUGGAUGGCACACAUCCGCAGAGCUGUGGAAAGCUGUCCUGAUGAAGAAGGAGGAACAUUUAAUGAACCUGAAGCAGAGAGGAGGCUGGCUGAAGCAAGAGCUGCUAAGUUAAAAGAGUUUCAAGAGCGUUUGAACGUGAAAGAUGACCUGAUUCUGCAAAGUCUGACGGAGAAGCAACAGAUUUAUGUAGAAAUGUCUGAAAUGAUUGGGUUUGAAGACCAUUCCCAAGGAUCCCGAUCUAGGCUACUUCUUCGGGGGGAUACCUCAGAAAAUCUGCAAGGAGAGGCGAUUUUGAAGUCCGCAGUGACAGAAGCUGAAAAUCUCCAGAACCUCAUCUUCACUCACUUAGGCAACGGAUCCUGUCAGCCUGAGGAUGGCUCUGGGUCGGGACUGCCCAGGAGAGCAGAGACCUUUGGAGGAUAUGACAGUAGUCCCUCAAUUUCAAAUAAAAGUGGUAGUUUUAGGAAGAACAGUGGUGGUGACCAGAGACAGUGGGACUGCAGAGGCCCUGCAGUAAGUUCAGAUGUGCAACUCCAUGACCUCCCUGCUGAUGCAGAAGAAGGAUCUCAAACCAGUGAUGUAACAAGGCUGGAUGACAGCAGUGGUUUUCAGCCCACCAUAGAGUCUCAGCUUGUCCAAAGGAUACAAACGCUGCUGCAGUUGCUCUUCAGUCUUCAGGCAGUGAUAUCGCAGCAGGACAGCUACAUUGAGAUGCAACGAGCCACCAUGGUAGACCGGGAGAAGCAAUACCGGCUGCAGUCUACACGAGGCAACCUGCUGCUAGAGCAGGAGAAACAGCGGAACUUUGAAAAACAGAGAGAAGAACUGAUGAACGUACAGAAACUUCAGAGCCAGCUGAAGCUGGAGCAGCAACGCUUGGAACGGGAAAGGAGUCGGCAGCAGCGGGAAUUUGAAAGCACAGAAGCUCGGCUGCAGGAGCGCGAAGAGGAGACUCGGCAGCUGCGAGAGAAGUUGAAUCAGGAGCGGGAAGAACUCGAGAGGCAGCGAGAGGCCUAUCAGCAUGACCUGGAGAGACUGCGGGAGGCUCAGAGAGCAGUCGAGAAAGAGAAAGAGCGUCUAGAUCAGCUAAGGAAGCUGAAGAAGCAGAACACAGUGUCAGGCACGUUCUCCCCAGAAAUGGGACAGAACCAGAUGCUGUGUCAUUCUGUUAGCUUCAAUGGAGAAGGGGUGGAAUCUCUGCCCGUCUCGAAAACCUCUGUGAGAGUGAGCGUCUCCGGGCUGGAUUACCUGGAACGGUCAGACUUGGUUCGGAGGGACAGUACCACCCUGGAGAAUCGUCCGGUUCUUGCACUGAAGAAUGAAGUGCCAAUACAUCUCCUGAGUGCGACUAAUCAGAUACAGAAACCAGCUGCCGUCCAGCAGCAGAUUCCUACGAAGCUGGCCACUUUUACGAAAGGAAGCAAAGAGAAAGGUGGGAAGAACAAAGCAUCUCAUAGGACAGACAGUUCAGCAUCUGUUGAUCAGAAGCAGCUGCUUCCCCCCAGGCUUGUCAGCCGAGAGGAGGGUGUCCUGAGAGGCAGACGAUCAGCAAGUCCAGUCCUCCCAAGCAGCCAGACCGCUGCGUUCCAGCCAGAGUUGUAUGGCCCUACAGAUACUCAGCCGGAAGCACUUUCAUCUGCCUCAGUGAACUUAUUCAAGCCCAAUAACGUCCACGUUCAGACCCUGGUGACCUCUCAGCCGAGUCUGUUAAACGUGCAAGAUGAUACCAGCAAAGAAGAUGUGAUUUUCUUCUAAUCGUUUCCAUUUAAAGAUUAAUCUUCUGAUAUACUGUUUCAAGAGCUCAGGCCGCAGUGUUCAACAUGACAGAGACCUGACGUGGAUGUCUCUUCAUCCCUGCCCCAUUACUUCUAGCAAGGACCAGACCAGGAUUACUGUUCUACUCUGUUGGCUUCUCUGCCAGCAGCUCAGAAUGAGGGCACAGCAGUAACAAUUUGCUUUUAAAUUCUCCUAACGUGGAAAUGUAUUGACACAUGGCAUGGGUAUAUAAAUUCAGAGCAUGUUAAAAUGCUGCCACUUACUGUAAUUUGUUCUUUUUGGAGAAUGUACGCUCUCGGUGGGCACCAUCUUGUAAAUUGUUAUAGUUGAUGUAGAACCGCCCAGAUUUUUAUGUAAAAAGUUUUAGUAGGCCGCAAAAUGGCUGCAAAUUUUAAAUCCGUUUUCACAGGUGCAUGGUUGGUAAUGGAUUCUGCUAACAGUGUGGUGAUAACUAGUUGACUAGCAAGCCAGUCUGCGUACAGCCAGGCGUGACAGAUGUUGUGAUACCCGCUCGGAGCAGCCAGACUAGUGUCUGUUGCUUUAGUGAAUUCAGUGGAGCGUGUGCUCCAUGGCCAGGUGCAGUGGAAGAGAGAAGGUAAGCUUCUUAAGAGAGUCUUCAAGGGUCAGGAGCUCCACCUGCUUGUGGAUGAGAAGGGUUGGACGUGUGAAAAUACAUGACGGAAAUGAAGAGUUGGACUCAAUGCACAUUUCAUUGCCCAUCAGCUUGCGCUGGGAUACCUGUCUCCUUGGAGACCUUGGGUAGCUCUCCGCGUCAGUGAGAGCGGUACAGCUUCCCAGCCAAAGCUCACGAGAUGGUUCAGAAUGAACUUCGAGACUUGGAUUUUGUUCUUUGCUGAAGACAUGUAUAAGAAGCAUUUGAAUGCAGUGACUUAUUGUCUUGUUUAAUCCUAAGUUUUCUGCAUCUUUUGUUUGUCUGCUAACUUGUUGGGACUCCAAGUACCAGAAGAUAUCAAAGCUGCUGUUACUGCAGAGACUUCUUUGCAGCACUGUGGUAGGAAUGAAGGGAAUAAGAACUGUUUGGUUUUAAAAUUAAAAAAAGAAAAAAAACACUCUUAGCUAAACCUGUGUUGGUUUAGCUGCUUACAGCUGAACAAGCUUUGAUACCUCUUGUUAAAUGGGUCAGUUCUUAAUCAUGAAAUGGUGAUGCCAUUAAGUGUUCUGCUCAAAAGGCAUUAUUUCCCUUUGUAGUAAUUUGCACAGUCUUUUUGUUGUAUUCUGUUACUUCGCUCUGUAUCUCAGUUCUUGAUUACACACAUCACCGAAGGAUGUGUAUUCCGAUCUGUGUUGAAUGUGACCGGUCAGAUACGUUGUGCACAGGAGAGAUUGUUUGGAGGGUAUUAUUACAAAAUUAAAGAAAUCAGUGUCUCAGAGCUUAAAAACUUGGGUUAAUACCUUUCAGAACAUGAUAAUAGUUUUUUUUCCAUAUCUUUAACCCUGGGUAAAGUGAUUUGUAGCGCUGGUGGAUGGAAUGCUUGGUCAGUUCUCCAUCCAGUCACGUAGCAAUGGCAUUGAAUGGCAGUUUGUCGAUCUCUUCAAAUCAUUGGUGCUGUCUCAGUGACAAAGAAAUUGAAAAAUGCAAAUUUACUGGUCAGUGUGAGAGGGAAAAGAUAAGCUACAAAAUACUUGGUUGGUUUUAUGGAGCAAGCACUCCUUGCUGUAAUGCUCCUUGGACUUCAGGGUCGUUGUCUCCAAGUGACAUUGGUGUGAACCUGAAGUGAUAGCACUGAGCUGAAUGAAAGGAAACUCCAACCCAGACUGGUGAUACUCCCCCAACCCCCAGGAAACUAUUCCCGUGAAGUUGGACACACUUCACUGGAACACCAAAGGACUGCUUGGUAAAUGCUCGGCACUGCAGAAUUUACACAGCUUGUCGGUGGCUAGGUGUGCGGAAAACGUUAUGGGGAACAUAGUGAUUUUUGUGGCGUUGUGAUACGAUGUUGGUGACGGUUAGAACACAGUUCUGCCCUCUGUUCGCUUUUUGCAUUCCUAAAAGCUAGCUUGCAAUGGAGGGGAAUUCUUCUUAGAAUUAAUGUAACUUCUGAUCAAGCCACUGUGUGAGAUCCAGCGGGAUCCAGGAGUGAUUUUUCCGUCGGCUGAUGUGGAGUCUCCAGUCAUCUCCGAUACCCGUGGUGUUUCCGCUGUAAACAUGCGGUGAAGCAGCAGGAACGCGCAGUACGUUCUCUCCUUCGUGCUGUGGUUUGGGCCACUCCUAGUGAAAAUUCUAUGCCCCUGUUGCCUUAAAUUACCGGGUUUUAGGGAGUUUUAGCCUAAAGUGAAGUUGCAUCAGUGGAAUAAACCACCUCAACCAGAGAGGGAUGUCUCUGAGUCUUUGAAAACAAUUUUUGGAAACAUCUUAGUUUAAUUUUGUGCCUGUCCUAAAGUAUGGGGGAGAGUAUUCUAUGGGCUGAAGGGAUCUGUUUGGCUACUUUCUUCUUCUUCUGUGCAAUGAAUGAACUCAGAACAGCGACAUCUGGAAAAUAAAGUCUGCAGUGAGGUCUCAUUUCUUUUAAUGUUUUAACUGUUUUAGUACUCGUUGUCAGCAGCGCUUUGAAUACGUUGUGGCUGUUGGCGAAUGGACGCGGGACCGUUACAGGCUGUUGGUUCAGCACCCCAAAAGCACCUUGGAGUAUGGGGCUUCGAUCUGUAACUGUGAAAUUACCUUAAAAGUCAUUAUCUGUCCUCAAUAUGCAUGUCUAGCUUUCUGAAAACUGUUUUCACCUUGACUAGAGACUGCGUCUUCUUUCACUUGGGUCAAAACCAUUUAAGUGCCGUACCAGGUAUGGACGUGGCCUCCUGUUCAGUCCCGUACCCGGCGCGGAGAAGGGUUUGGAACUGGCAAAUGCCGGGAUAUCUCGCUGGUAGUGCGGGUUUUGCCAUACCAGAAUAUGGUAACGUUAUUUGUAGAAGGCUGAGGGAAGCAAGUGAAAGAUUUUCUUUAACCAAAUAAUGGGUCAUCUCUUCACUUCUGCAAAACUGAAUCUGUGAAAUUGCUGUUGCUCCAGUUGAGUGAACGAGUCUUGGACUCCUGACUCGAAUCUCCUUCCUAGAAAAAGUAACUUUUCUGGCAGAUUGGAUUGCAGAAUACUGCUGUGUCCUGGGCUAAGCAACCUGCUGUUGACUCUGAGUCAUAUCCUUUCCAUUUGACCUUUUGAUUACCUCAGAUAAAAGUUUCCUUUUAAGCGAUAUCUGAGGAUUAGACGGUUCAAAACUCUGUGCCUCCCAGGUGCCUUUUGGCUUCUUUCUGAGCUGGGGUGUGGAGGAAAUUACAGCACGAGCUUUGAACUGCCGCCACCUUUGCUUUGUGUUGCAGCCUUAAAAUUAUUGUCAUGUUUGUCCUUUUAAUAUUGUGAUGUUGCAAGGUAGAGGCUGUUUCUGUGGUUCCGAUUUUCAGUUUUACCUCUGGCGUGAAGGAAGCUUCCUCAUUCCCCUCCCACUUGGACUACGGUCAUUUUGUAUUUGGGACUGAAAAAUCCCCCCGUGUACCGAGCGCGUCUGCCCUGCGUGUAUCGUAAAUGCUUUCCUAGUUUUUAACUGUGCUUUCUGUGGGUUGUAGUUGCGGCGUAUCCCGCAAAUGGAGAUCGCUGAUCGUUUCCCGGUGCGAGGCAGAAGGAUUGGUAUUUCUAGAGGUGCUCACUCCUCGAGGUAACAGCGUUCCUGCGAAGGCAGGAGCGACUCGAAAUAAUUUGCGGGCAGUUUUGUCUUUCUGAGGAAUAGUCAGAUGGUGCUGCAUACGUGGAACUUGGUGUUUGUCGUUUGCAUUUACACUGGAAGUUGAAACUUAAACUGGGAAAGGGUUGAAAAUAUAUAUUUCGUUUCACUUCUACUUUCAACUCUGCAGAACCGGAGCUGGGGCUCCGCGGUGCUGCUCGGUGGUGUCCCUGUGUGUCGUGCCCCCGUGCAAGGGAGUUGGGAGCGUUUUGUUGUCUUCCCCAGCAGUUCUCACAUUUACAAGGGAAAAAAAAUAUCUUGUCACCAGGUUACGCGUGUGCGAUCCUUGCCUGACUUUCUUGCUGAAUAGGUAGAAGAAAAGCCUUUUCCCCACUCUCUCUUUUGAGGCCAGACCCGAGAUCUUUGUAACCACCGGCGGCUCUUUAUCGUUUACCAUCAGCGUGUCGCUCAUCGAACGCCGUUUGUGUGAGCUCUGCUUCACGCCGUUCGUGCCAUGUUUAUAAAUCAGGGGGUUUUUAUGUUUUUGUACUGAAAGAAAUUUGGAGCACUUUAGAAAAGUUUCUUUCAAAUUGCAUUUCUGUCGGGACCUGGAAGGAGAUCUCUGCCGAGGGCAGGUCCUGCUGGCGUAACCGCGCGCGUUGCACCAGGAGCUCUCGAUGCGCGUCAGUCCUAGGUCUGGUUUCUAGGCCCACUUGCACUGUAAAGAUUUAAUAAAUAAUCGCGGUCCAUGGUUAAAUUGACCAUUUUGUUGGGGAAGCGUUUGGGUUUGGUUUUUGUUAGGGUGUAAACAUUGUAAAUAAUUCCUUUACUGUUGAUAACUGCAGCAGCAGCAUCUUUGUAGUCUUUAUUUUAUUUGUAAAGUCGAUGGUUGAAUGUUAAUAUUCUGUUGAAUUGUGCACUCUUCAUUAAUUGUAAACUUGAUCUUAGCACACCAAAUGAUGAUUUUUACAAUGAUUGCAAUGUUUCUCCACUGAAGGAUUUCAGAGCUGCAAUAGGCCUGAAACCAACUUCUAGCAAUAAAAAAAAAA